Oppia nitens is the source of this 1794-nucleotide messenger RNA. RefSeq lists its product as uncharacterized. The transcript has 9 exons. The record is from RefSeq and is a predicted model, not a curated record. Bases 61 to 1191 code for a protein of 376 amino acids. Gene Ontology annotation, molecular function: oxidoreductase activity, acting on a sulfur group of donors, disulfide as acceptor. Lineage: Eukaryota; Metazoa; Arthropoda; Arachnida; Sarcoptiformes; Oppiidae.
CAUAGUAAGGAAAUAGUGAUUGAACAGGCCAUCCCUGCGUGGCGUAAAUUGGCUAACAUUAUGAACCUGGAACUCAUACCAUACGGUCACAGCCAUACACUUAUUGACAACUAUACAACAAUACCGCCGUCGGGACUGAACUUUGAGUGCCAACACGGCUAUGACGARUGUUACGGCAAUGCCCUUAUGGCAUGUGCUAUGGCUCAACUGCCUCGCGAGUAUAGCAUUGCAUAUAUUGAAUGUAUGUAUAAACAUAACGCUUGGUCGAUACCCAGUAUAACUGGCCCCGAGUGUGCCAAACAAUUAAGUAUUGACUGGAUUUUGAUGGAUGAGUGCACCCGUUCACCGAUAGGCAAAACAUUUCAAUGGCUUAACGGUAGAAAAGUUGAACAAUUGCGGCCCAAACAUACACACGUGCCAUGGAUUACCAUUGAUGGCAAAUAUAGCAAACAUAAUGAAUUGAAAGCAUUUGAAAAUAUGAUUCAAUUGGUGUGCGAUAGCUAUAGAGGCUACAAACCGGACAUUUGUAAUGAAACCACUAUUGAUUCGGUUUAUCCAACAAAGUUUGGUUUCACCCAAAAAAACAGUACAUUACCGACCAUUUUGUUGACAAAAAAUCAGACAAUACUGCCGUCACUAAAUAAAUACCAGCACCAGCACCAUACCCAUGAAAAUGUUACCGCUUUAAAAGACASGAKAAAAGAUCUACCAGUGCCACACUUAAACACUGUUGAAAUUAUGGAUAAACAACAGGAAGUAUUUCCGGGUAAAGAUAACAAAAUGAUUAAUCAAACAUUAGGUGAUGAUCAUUCACAUCAUGAUCAUAAAAAAUGUUCACUUAUGCAUCAUUUAGACGAUGAAACYAUGGAUGCAUURAUAGCUAAUAACAGUCACAUAAUUCCCGGUGUUCAGAUUCAACCCGACCCCCAUCARCCCCACCCUMAUCCCCACCAACAUGAGCAUCAUCAUCAUCCCAGUGGUUCUUCAUUAUACAACAACGACAAAAACAGCAUAAUAGUGCCUAAAGUACUGGUACCAACUAGUAAUGUAAGAAAUAWUAGUGAAAAUACUAAAAYAUUACCGGUAUUAGCAAUACAGACAAAUGGUGAUGAUCAUUCACAUCAUGAUCAUAAAAAAUGUUCACUUAUGCAUCAUUUAGACGAUGCAAACUAUGGAUGCAUUGAUAGCUAAUAACAGUCAUAUAAUUCCCGGUACUCCAYAUAAUUCCCAAUCUAAUAGUGUUAACAGUGAUAAAAACAAUASUAUAUCACAAUCCAAUAUUAACGCUAACGGCACAGUUGUCACUAAUCAUAUAUUGCCGACAUUAUUACCAUCAAUACUGUCACAAUCAGAUAUGGGUAAAAACAGACAACUAUUGAUUGAUUCGCAUUCAAACCACAUUAAUCAKGGACCGGGCAAUCAGGGAAGUAUAUCUCGAGGACAGGAAGCACCUAAUAACCAAACUAAUAGUAGCACCAAWCUAUCWGUGCCAUUAAUUUUUAAUAAAGAUAGYACACCACAAGCCACUGUUUCAGCUAAUAAUAAUAAUAAUAAUAAUAAUAAUAAUAAUAAUAUGUCUAUUACUAGCAAUAUGAAUARUGUGUCUAAUAGUAAUGGCUUGUAUAACAAUCGUAGUUUACAGUCGACUAAUACACCCGGAGAUAUAUCAAACAUUGUCAACAAAAUUGAUGUAAAUGCAAAUAAUAAUGUUUAUAAACCAGGCRCUUWACAUGGCUAAUAAAUUAGAAAAAAUUAGUAAAUGACAUUGAUACUAUUUUUCUAUUAUCAUCAAUA